CCUUCGCCCCGCCAUGCGCCGGGUGUUCCUGCAUGAAGCCACUGCCAGGCUGAUGGCCCGGGCCAGCCCCACGCGCACCCACCAGCUGCUGGACCGCAGCCUGCGCAGGAGAGGGGUGCAGGGCAGCAAAACAGCUGGGGAGCCAGAGAGCCACCCCACGCCCCGGGAACAUGCCGAGGCACUGCUGCUGGCCUGCUGCUACCUCCCGCCCAGCUUCCUGGCGGGCCCGGGGCAGCGCGUGGGAAUGCUGGCCGAGGCCGCCCGCACGCUGGAGAAGCUGGGAGACCGCCGGACGCUGCACGACUGCCAGCAGAUGAUCAUCUGCCACCUGUACCCCCCUGUGUCCCCUGUACGUCCCAACGCGCAGGAUGGGGACCCUGCCCGGCCCACCAUGGAUCCCACUGCUGCAGCACCCCUUGUUUUUGGGUCUUUGCCCCCACUGUGA
Molecule: messenger RNA, 445 nt
Organism: Manacus vitellinus (golden-collared manakin)
Lineage: Eukaryota; Metazoa; Chordata; Aves; Passeriformes; Pipridae
Product: sterol regulatory element-binding protein 1-like
Exons: 4
Coding region: 14-445 (143 amino acids)
Biological process (GO): regulation of transcription by RNA polymerase II
Cellular component (GO): nucleus
Molecular function (GO): DNA-binding transcription factor activity, RNA polymerase II-specific; RNA polymerase II cis-regulatory region sequence-specific DNA binding
Source: RefSeq, a predicted model, not a curated record